Molecule: messenger RNA, 5337 nt
Organism: Bathycoccus prasinos
Lineage: Eukaryota; Viridiplantae; Chlorophyta; Mamiellophyceae; Mamiellales; Bathycoccaceae
Exons: 1
Coding region: 1-5337 (1778 amino acids)
Source: RefSeq, a predicted model, not a curated record
AUGGCCGAGCACCAAUCGUUGCUGAGGCCGCGUGAAGCGAACGAUGAUGCAUUUUCGUCGCAUCGCUUCGCGUUUACGUCGUCUUCAAAGACGUGGACGAAAGUCCUCGCCGGUUCUGGCGUUAUGGUCUUGGCCACCACCCUCGCUCUGAGCGGGAACAAAGGCAACUUUAGUUCUACUUCUUUGACGACGACGAGCGGAACUCGAUCGCAACUCGGGGAAGGAGAAGCCGCGUCGGUCCAAUCGCACGCGUCCAAAACCAUCAAACUGCACACGGCGUGCGCGCCGUUGCACGUGCUCGAUUUCCACCCAGACCCGACGUCGUGGAAGAAAAACAUGGGCGCGCGAGUGAUUGUUCGAUCGCAACAAAAUCCAGAGUUGGCGUUCGAUCGCGGGAUUGAGAUGACGGCGACGCACUGCGGCGCGUUUGAAGUCGACGCGAACGUGUUAGCGCCCGGGGACGAGUUUACGUUCGCGCUGUACGAAAAGAACGGGCCGAACGGACCGGCGUUUCGAAAAGAUGCCGGGUGCAUAUCGACUGCGAGUAAUCCGGAUUCGUGCAUGCCGGAGAAUAACUUGGGGAGAAGCCCGAACAACAUGUUUAACAUGAACGAGUGCACGGCGUCGACGUUUUCGGAUUCGACCAAGACGUUUUACGAUCGCGUGUAUAAAGAGAGCGACGGGAGGUCGUUCGUUUGGGGGAGUUGCCACUCGGAUUGCGCGUUUUCCGUGCAGUCAGAGCUGGCGUUGUGCGAAUUGGACGCGCAACAGCAAACGGACGAUGGACAGCCGCAGCAAGCCGAAGUCGGCGGCGCCUCGGAGGACGACGACGAACCGUCGGACGGGAGCAUGAGCGGUCUUUUGAACACGGCCAUGUCCGCGCAAAAAGUGUUCGUUCCGGCGAUUACAAACUCGGAACACACGAAAGCGUCAGUUGCAUCCGCGCAGGCGUCAAAUGAGAUGACGCCAGAGGAAAUUUUGGCCAUGGAUAAAGCCGAUUUGAAGGGCGCCGCGGACCAGGAGGAAGAAAAAGUUGAAGAAGUCGUUCCGGAACCGGCGGAAAGUACGGCCUCUGAAGCUAUUCCGGAAAACGAAACUCCGGCGCAAAAGAUUGAAAGAUUGCAAAAAGAACUCAAGGCGGCGAGCGAAAAAGCGCAAAGAGACGCCGAAAAUGCAGCGGAGGAGGAGAAGGAGGCCAACGAUGAAGUUUCGAUCCAGGAAGCGCAAGAGGAACAACCGGCGGCUUCGGCGGCGGCGACGACUGAUGCCGCAGCGCAAGCGCAAGCUGAGCAAACGCAAGCAGUUGCUACCCCGACCGUGGAGCAGUUGAAUGAUUUGCAAUCGCAAUCUCAAGGAACACAACAACCAACGGACUUGGCGGCGCAGAUGAGAGCUGACGCCGCCGCGAUUGCAACUCCGCAAGCGACGACUGGUUCUGCGGAAGAAGCAUCUGCUACCACCACCACUACCACUGCAGGCGGUGGAUGGACGAACGAUGCCGCCGUAACGCUUCAAGCGGAAAAGGAAGGCCGAACGGACGGACCGUGCAACUACGACGGGUGCCCGCUCGAAGAAAUUAUCGCCGCGCAACAAGCCGCCAUAAGAGAGCAAGAGGAGGCAACGCGCAAAGCUAAAGAAGCGGAGGAGCAAACCGCCAACGCUGUAAAGCAGGCUAAGAUUGAUGCCGUGAACGCGAAGAUUCAAGAAGAAACAGACCGCAAGGCGGAAAUUGCGAGAAUCCAAGCAGAAAGUCAAACGCAAAUCGAUCGCCAAACGCGUCUCGAGAAAGGUGAAAUCAGGGCGGCGAAGAACGCGUUGCACCCGACCGGUAAAAAAUCCUCACACAAGAGCAAGGCGCGAAAGUUUAUCGCUGACGCCGACGGCGAGGAGCACAACGUGGUCGUAGAGUUGGAAGUGCCGCCGCAACAAGACGAGGAAGUUGUUGUUGAAGAGUCGGAAGAGCGCGAAAACAUCCCGGACCAACCGGAACCGUUGACCGAGGAAGAAGAAGCCUCGGCCAACGCGCAACGCGACGAGAUUGAUGAGAUCUUGGCGCACGCGGACGACGCAAAUGUUUUUGAGGAAGAGCAAAAAGAAGCCGCGAAGAAGAAAUCUUCUUCCUCCUCUUCUUCGGAGGAAGGCGAAGAGAUUGACUUCAAGGCGGCGAAGAAGGAAUUGGCCAAGGCGGCAAAGAUUGAAGAGCACAAGAGAGCCGUGCAGCGACAGCUCGAAGAAGAAAAGGAAGCUUUCGAAGCCGCUAAAGCUAAAAAGGAGCAAGAAGCUCGGGAAAGGAGAGCUGCCAGAGCAAAGGCGAAGGCUGACGCCAUUCGAUUCGCGGGUAAAACUCCGGAGGAGAUUGAGUUGAUGAAACGCAUGGACGCUUUGGAUGAGAUGAGCGCGCAGAUUGGCGAAGAGGAAGCCAAGUCUAAACGAAAGGCGGGAAAAGCAAACAAGAACACGGGGGCCAUUGGCGUCUCGCCGGAAGAGCAGAUCAUGUUGGACCAAUUGAACGGAUCCAUGGACGACGAAAGCGCGAAGGAAGCUGCGGAUGCCUUGGCGUCCGUUGACUUUGACGACUCCGUCUUUGCCUCCAAUGACGACGACGAAGAACAAGAACAAGAACAAGAACAAGAACAAGAACAAGAACAAGGACAAGGAGCCGAUGAACCCGCCGUCGACGAGUCUGAAAAUGCCUCUUCCGACGGUACUCUCGAAGGCUCGCUCGAAAGUUCGUACGAAGUUCCUGCGUCGAACAUGGACCCGAUGAGCUUGAAGCCGCGCAAGUGGAAGAAAGUUGCAACGACGGUGCCUUUAUCCGAAGGCACGGACACGGGCGCCAUGAAGGCCAAGUUAGCCAAGCAGAAACACCAAGAAAAGCUCAGAAACAAGGUUGACCCGGAAACUGGUUUAACAAAGGAAGAACAAAAGUUGAUCGAUUCUUUAAACUUUAAUUCCCCGGCGGAGGAUGACUCCUUCGCGAACGGUAGUGAUGAAGCCGGAGAGGCUGCGCUUGGGGAACGCAAGACUUUUGAUGCGCCAAUUGAGGAAGAAGAAGUAGCUAUGCUCGGUGUGAGCCCACGAGCUUUGGCGCAGAUAAACAGAAAUAGAAUGUACAACGAAGCAAUGGCGAAUUUAGGCGAGGCGACGGUCGCGAGCAAGUUUGAAAUGGCUGCGCAACAAGCGAGAGCUUUGACCAAACUCGGAUCGAGUGAAGACGAUGACGCGAAAGCGAGUCUGGAAGAACGAAUGCGACAAUUAGAAUCUGGAGAACUUCCGGAGCAAACUGUGAUGGCUACUGCCGCGGCGACGCCUGAAGUUGCAACGGAAGUAGGAGAGGAGACGUCAUCAUCAAUUGAUCCCAUCACCGCGCAGUACAUGCCAAAAGGCAUCGAAACGAACGGUAUGACGAAGGAAGAGAUGGAGCUCAUCGCGAAUAUCAACGUUGACGAAAAGGAAGUGAAGCGAAAGAAAGCGGAAGCGAAAGCUGCCGCGAUCGCCGCGGCAAAGGCUGAGGCAGAAGCGAAAGCCAACGCGCCAAAACCGUAUCACGAGAAAGGCAUGAUUGUCAUCCAAAACGUCAAAGUUCCGCACACGUUUAAGUUGGAUCCGUACAAAAACGUCGCGUGUAAUCCAUCGCCGACGUGUAUCGCUGGUGUGCCGAUUCCAGGUGUCGGGUGCUGCCCGGAGGAACUCGUCGAUAAAGUAGAAGCACCGAAAGUUGGCGAUGAGGAGGAGGAGGAAGAAAAAGAAAAAGAAAAAGCUUCCUCCGACGAACCCUCUCGUAAGCACCGCUACGAGCGAUACGACGACGACGACGAAGGCGGAGACGAGAAAGAGGACAGCUCUGGAGAUCAUCGAUCGUACGAUUAUCCUUUGGCCUCUAAAAAACGCCCCGCGCAAGAUUCAUCGGAUCUGUACUUUUCGCAAAAAGACGUCGACGAACGCGAGGCGCCGAAAGAAGAAGUCGAGGAAGAAUUGGCGACGACGUCGUAUGACUUCGUGGCGGAGAAGAAAGAUCACAAAAGCAAACAUCACGCUGAGGAUGUCGUCGAUUCUGCCUCUUCUUCGAAAAAAUCGUCUUCUUCGAAAAAAUCGACGGAGAAGGAGGAUAUCGAAACGCCUUCCAGUCCUUCUUCCACGAAGGAAUACGCAACGGCGAUGAGCAAGAAGCAAAAAGCAGUAGCUGCAGCUGAGAAAGCUAAGAAAAGUCGCAUUGAAGCCGAAAAAGUCGCCGAGGCUUUGAAGAAAGCGUACGAAGACGCCAUGAAAGCGGUCAAGACUUCGGAAAAGAAGGAGGAGAAGAAAGCCGCGCAAGCGUACAUCGCGCGGCAAAAAGUGAACCAUUUAAACGAUGAGUCCCGGUUUGGUGAAUCACGCCUCGCCAAGGCCCCGGGUAAACAAGCGCGAAAUGUAUGUCAAGCCUCGAAAUGGAAAGACCUCGAAUGGCCUUUUUUUGUCGGGAACAUGACGCACCCUUCGUGUCAGUCGCAAAAUGGAGGCGUGAAUGAUAUGGGAACCGAACCGGAGAUGUGUGAAGACGAUUUAGCUUCGGUGAGAUUUGGCGUCUCUCAAGGGAAAGCCGAGUGCAUGCUAGCGCACGCGAAAGAGUGCAAAAUCCCCAUGCACGAUUUCAAAUCGUUAAAUUACGAUUGGACGACCUCUCGAUGCCAAGGCGUCUGGGCGGCGCCUUUGUGGAUGAGUCCGGACACCUGGCAGUGGGGCCCCGGCUCUGGGGAAAUCGACGGCUCUGAAUUUUGUAUGCGCAAAAAAAUGCAAAUGAACUUCGCCGGCGGAGGCCACGAAGUCGAACUCGAUCCGUACAACAUCGACGAAGCCUGGGGACACACGACUAUUCGUAAAGACGACGCCGGAAUCAUCACCGUGACCACUUGCAAAGCGUCCGAGGCGGAAGCCAACGGCGGCGAAUGUUUCAAACCGAAAUAUAAAGACUGCAAAGAUUGCGAAUUUGGCGAACGCGGGCCGGACAAAGAGUACGCCUGCUGGUGCAACGAAGACCCGAACCAAACGCAAUUGAACAUUUACGGUUCCGGUGGCUGCGCCGAAGGCGCCAACUGCGAGUGGACUUUACUCUCCGACGUUUGGAACGGCGUCGGCGGCGACCAGAGUUACCACGGGUGCAUGGGUGAAGUUCCCACCUUGGGCGUGGACAAAAACGAACCAAACUUUAACUCGCACUGCGAGUUUAGCGUCGAGAACAUCCUCGUCAAAGGUCACGGGUUGAACGGUGCCAUGCAAUGGGGGGAAGGAAGUCCAAACUAUUGCCGACAUUUGACGGUUCAAAACGUGCGCUCCGCCAUCGGUGUCGACAUAGCUUAA